GAUUUACAACUCACCCUCGCCUCCUCAUCCUCUCGACUUCUCAUCAUCCUUUUCAUCAAUUCGAUCAGUCAUCAUCUCAUGUCAUCCCUCUCUUCCCUCCCCAUUAUCUGACCGGCUUCAACUUGUUUCCCCUCAGGAGCAAUGCGGGGAUACCGCCUGAUCCCCAUCCUCGUGAGUCUUGGCGCUCUUCUACCCCAGACUCAGGCCCAGGACAGCUCGGGCUUUACGGAUAUUCACGAGCCCGGCCGCUGCGCCCUUCGCGGACACUGCGGUAAGAAAUCAUUCUUUGGCGGAGAGCUUCCAUGUCCCGACAAUGGGCGCGCCAAACAGCCCGAAGCAGCGGUGAGGAGGAAGUUGGUCGACCUCUGUGGUAGCAAGUGGCAGGAUGGGCCCGUGUGCUGUGAGGAUGAACAAAUCGAUGCGCUCUCAAAGAACCUGAAACUCGCCGAAGGUAUCAUCGCCUCUUGUCCCGCCUGCAAGGAGAACUUCUUCAACAUCUUCUGCACCUUUACCUGCUCCCCAGACCAGUCGCUCUUCGUCAACGUGACACAGAUCGAUCAGAAUGGCUCCGGCAAGAAAUUGGUCACAGAGAUAGACAACGUCUGGUCGGAGGAGUAUCAGAGUGGCUUCUACGAUAGCUGCAAGAACGUGAAGAACGGUGCCUCGGGCGGCAAGGCUAUCGACUUCAUCGGAGGAGGUGCCAAGGACUACCCCCAUUUCAUGAAGUUUUUGGGAGACAAGAAGCUUCUGGGAAGCCCCUUCCAAAUCAACUUCAAGACGGAACCUGCGGGCCCGGACCCACAAGGGAUGGAAGCCUUGCCGAUCAAGCCCAAAGCAUGCAAUGACCCCGACGAAGCCUUCCGCUGCUCCUGUGUUGAUUGUCCGGAUGUUUGUCCAGAGUUGCCUGCCGUCAAGGCAGACCGAUACUGCCAUGUCGGCCUGCUACCGUGCUUGUCCUUCGCGGUCAUUCUUAUAUACUCAGUCUUUCUGUUGGCCGUCGUCGCCGCAUCGAGCUAUUUCACGUACCACGAGCGGCGCUAUCGGAAACCCGAGCGGGCCAGACUUCUGCAGGAUCCUGCUCCCAGCGACGAUGAGGACGAAGGUGACAUCGUCCGUGCGGGUGGUUAUAUCGAACAGCCCAACGGCGUCUACAAGCUCAACUCUGCCCUGGACCGCAUGUUCAACCGGAUAGGUGGUGCCUGCGCUCGAUUUCCGGCUAUCACUAUCGUCACAAGUAUUGUAAUGGUUGGGGUUUUGAGCUUGGGAUGGCUGCGAUUUGCCGUCGAGACGGAUCCGGUUCGCCUUUGGGUGAGCCCGACCUCAGCUGCCGCGCAGGAGAAAGCCUAUUUCGAUGAGCACUUCGGACCCUUCUAUCGUGCGGAGCAAGCAUUCUUGGUCAACGAUACUGGACCUGUGCUAAGCUACGAUACGCUUAGCUGGUGGUUUGGUGUUGAGUCUCGGGUUUACCGAACAUUGUCACAAGAACGAGGGCUUUUCCUGGACGACGUCUGCUUCAAGCCGACUGGCGGUGCUUGUGUGGUUCAGUCUUUAACUGGUUAUUUUGAAGGCUCGCUGUCAAAUCUGGAUCCCGAAACGUGGCAAGAGCGGCUCCAACAUUGUACCGAGUCCCCGGGAGAUGUGAGCUGUCUGCCCGCCUUUGGGCAGCCUUUGAGACCGGAAAUGAUCCUUGGUGGAUAUGAGAGCACCGGCAAUGUUCUCGACGCACAGGCGCUGAUCACUACAUGGGUCGUGAAUAAUUACCCGCAAGGGACUGAGAAAGAGGCGAACGCCAUCGAUUGGGAAAAGACCAUCCAGCAUAUUCUUGGGGUGGUACAAGAAGAGGCCCAAGACCGUGGUCUUCGUGUUUCUUUCAACACCGAAAUUAGUGUCGAGCAAGAGUUGAACAAAUCCAGUAACACGGAUGCGAAGAUUGUGGUCAUCAGCUACAUCAUCAUGUUCCUUUACGCGUCUCUGGCUCUGGGCUCGGUCACGGUGACCUGGAAGUCACUGUUCACGACCCCGGCGAACGCUUUGGUGCAAUCGAAAUUCACCCUUGGCAUUGUGGGUAUCAUCAUCGUCUUGAUGUCAGUUUCUGCUUCGGUUGGACUGUUCUCUGCGGCAGGUAUCAAGGUGACAUUGAUCAUUGCCGAGGUCAUCCCAUUCCUGGUUUUGGCUGUGGGCGUGGACAACAUCUUCUUGAUCGUUCACGAAUUUGAGAGAAUCAACGUUAGCCAUCCGGAUGAGGAGAUUGACGAGCGAAUUGCUCGCGCAGUGGGCCGCAUCGGUCCCAGUAUCUUUCUCUCUGCUCUUACUGAGACGAUCGCCUUCGUCAUGGGCGUCUUUGUCGGAAUGCCGGCUGUCAAGAACUUUGCCGUGUAUGCGGCAGGGGCCGUCUUCAUCAACGCUAUCUUGCAGAUCACCAUGUUCAUCUCGGUUCUCGCUCUAAACCAAAGACGCGUCGAAGGUCUACGUGCUGAUUGCCUUCCGUGCUUGACCGUCCGCAAGGCCUAUUCCGGAAUGUCUGAGGAUCAGGUAUUGGACGAGCACGAUGGAGAGAGCUUCUUGCAGUCCUUUAUCCGCAAGGUUUAUGCGACUUUCCUGCUUGAGCGCAAAGUCAAAGUUUUCGUCGUUAUCACAUUCCUCGGUCUUCUAACUGCCGGCAUAGCUUUGAUCCCCGAGGUCGCUCUGGGCUUGGACCAGCGUAUCGCUCUCCCCAGUGACUCCUACCUCGUGCAAUACUUCAAUGAUCUCGACGCCUACUUCGGAAGCGGACCACCGGUGUACUUUGUGACAAGGAACGUGAACGUCACUGAGCGUCAUCAUCAACAACAAUUGUGUGGGCGAUUCACGACUUGCGAAGAAUUCUCUUUGCCCUUCGUCCUAGAACAGGAGUCCAGGCGUCCGAAUGUUUCCUACAUCUCUGGAUCUACGGCAAGCUGGCUUGACGACUUCUUCUACUGGCUGAACCCUCAAGAUGACUGCUGUAAAGAGAAUGGUGAAGUUUGUUUCGAGGACAGAACCCCUGGGUGGAACAUCUCUUUGUAUGGCAUGCCAACAGGGCAGGAGUUCAUGCACUAUGCUCAGAAAUGGAUUGAAGCCCCAACGGACGCUUCGUGCCCUCUUGGAGGCAAAGCCCCGUACAGCAAUGCGCUCGUUCUCGAUCCGAAACGAAUCAUGACCAACGCGACUCAUUUCAGAACCACGCACACCCCUCUCCGGAGUCAAGACGACUUUAUCAAGUCUUACAUCUCGGCCCGUCGCAUUGCUGACGGUCUCUCCAAGGAACAUGGUAUCGACAUUUUCCCAUAUGCAAAGACCUAUAUUUACUUCGAUCAAUACGUCUCCAUCGUACAGCUGACCGGUACCUUGCUUGGCUGUGCAAUCGCCAUCAUCUUCGUCCUCACCUCCGCCUUACUCGGGUCCAUCGCUACUGGAGCAGUAGUUACGACGACUGUGGUCAUGAUCAUGAUUGACAUCAUCGGGGCGAUGGCGGUCGCUGGCGUCUCACUCAACGCCGUCUCCUUGGUGAAUCUGAUCAUAUGUGUCGGCAUCGCGGUCGAGUUCUGUGCUCAUAUCGCUCGUGCCUUUAUGUUCCCCUCGCGGACUAUCCUAGAAAAGGUCCCGACCAAGUUCCGAGGUAAAGAUGCGCGGGCCUGGACAGCCUUGGUCAAUGUGGGCGGCAGUGUUUUCAGCGGAAUCACGGUGACUAAGCUCCUCGGUGUUUGUGUUCUGGCAUUCACCCGCAGCAAAAUCUUCGAGAUCUACUAUUUCCGGGUCUGGUUGGCGCUGGUUAUUUUCGCCGCCACGCAUGCUCUUGUGUUCUUGCCGGUGGCCCUGAGUUACUUUGGUGGAGAGGGCUAUGCUGACCCUGGAGCGGACGGCGGUCUGGAGGAGAAUCUGGCUGCGCGAGGCUACCGUUCUCUGCUCGUUGAUGACGAGUACGACUCUGAUGAAUACUAGAUGAAGCGCGGGACUUUUGACAUUCUCGGUAGCGAGCUGGAACCGGUUGAUUCAUGAAAUCCUAUGGACCAGAUAAGAUGAUCUACUACAGCUCAUAUCACGAGCGGCGACCUGGGAUAUUUCCUUAAUAUUUGAGUUGUUUAUUUGAGUUAUUUCUACACCAAGCAACGUGCGGGCUAGGAGUUAUCAUUAUCAUCGGUGUCUCAUUACUGGCGUCCGGGUUUUUAGUAUAAUGCACUGUGUUUCUUGCAGCAACUCUUGCUA
Molecule: messenger RNA, 4224 nt
Organism: Aspergillus homomorphus CBS 101889
Lineage: Eukaryota; Fungi; Ascomycota; Eurotiomycetes; Eurotiales; Aspergillaceae
Gene: ncr1
Product: sphingolipid transporter NCR1
Exons: 3
Coding region: 142-3960 (1272 amino acids)
Cellular component (GO): membrane
Source: RefSeq, a predicted model, not a curated record